AUGGCCCAGGAAAUAGUUCUUUAUUGGGGCGAAGGCUCUACUCCUUGCUGGAGGGUGAUGAUCGCCCUGGAGGAGAAGGGUUUAAGCAACUAUACCAGCAAACGUCUCGCCUUUGAAAAAAUGGAGCAUAAAUCGGCGGAGGUAAUGGCUCUUAACCCCAGAGGACAGCUCCCUACCUUCAAAUUUGAGGAGAAAAUCAUUAAUGAGUCCUGUGCUGCCUGCAUGUUCCUGGAGUGUAAAUUCAAGGAUCAGGGAAACCAGCUGACGCCAACUUCCUGCGACGAAAAGGCCAAGAUGUUUCAGCGUCUUUUUGAGGGCCUCACACUUGGCCAGAAGCUUGGUGAAGUCAUCUACUACGAUUGGAAGGUCCCGGAAGGAGAGAGGCACGAGAGUGCAAAGACAAGGAACAGAGAGGCUUUGCGUGCAGAGCUCCAACUGUGGGAAGGAUACAUGGCGAAAGAGACUGGACCUUACAUUGCUGGGAAGACCUUUUCCUUGGCUGAUGUGAUAAUUUUCCCAUCCAUCGCCUAUGCCUUCUAUCUCGGGUUGUGUCCUAAGCGUUUCCCUAAACUGGCUCAAUAUCAUGAUAUGGUAAAGGAAAGACCCAGCAUCAACAAAACAUGGUUUUCUGCCUGGAAAGACAACAACAAGGACACUUUGAAGGACAUCUGA
Nerophis lumbriciformis (worm pipefish) is the source of this 672-nucleotide messenger RNA. NCBI's taxonomy places the organism in Eukaryota, Metazoa, Chordata, Actinopteri, Syngnathiformes, Syngnathidae. The record is from RefSeq and is a predicted model, not a curated record.